AUGGAAGACUUAUGGAAGCGAGCGAAGAGUUUCGCUGAAGAAGCAGCCAAGAAAUCUCAAACCCUAACCAACUCCGCCAAAAUCACCGACCUAGUCUCCGAAACCGCCAAGCGAUCCCGCGAGUUCGCGGCCGAGGCGUCGAAGAAAGCCGACGAGAUCAAAACGGCGGCGCUUAAGCAAGCCGAUCAGAUCAAGUCCCUCUCCGUCUCUGAGAUCAUCCCCCCUCAGCUCUCCUCGCUCUCGAUCGUCAAUUCCGCCUCGGCCUCCGCCGUUGAGCCGCCGUCCCCGUCUGAACUCAAGAAAUUUGGAAUCACCGACGAUCUCAGAGACUUCGUCAAGGGACUCACUUCCGAUACCUUCAAGCACUUUCCGAUCCAAGAUGCAGCAGAGGAAGUCUCCGAGGUGCCGACUACGGCCUCGAAUGUGAGGAAAGAUCUGACGGAGUGGCAAGAGAAGCAUGCCACUUUCGUUCUCACUACUGUUAAGGAAAUUUCGAGGUUGAGAUAUGAAUUAUGCCCACGUGUUAUGAAAGAAAGAAGAUUUUGGAAGAUAUAUUUUACCCUUGUGAGCAGUCAUGUAGCUCCAUAUGAGAAGCAAUACAUGGAGGAGAUGAAGGUCAAGGAAAUAGAGCAAUUAAAAGAUGAUACUGUGAAGCCAACACCUGUAGUUGGAGGGACUGACCAAGCAGAAGGAUCAGAAAAGAAGAAGUUAGCUUCCAAGUCAUCAUCAGCUGAGCAGGAUUUGGAUAGUUUCCUCUUGGGUGAUCUUGAAGACAGUGAUGGGGGUCCAGAUGAUGCUGAAGCCGAUGGUAGCUUUGAUGAUGAUUUUGACAAGAUUGAAAAUUCGGAUGUCGAAGAUGAGAAGCAUGCGAAGAAAUGA
This is a messenger RNA of Prunus armeniaca (apricot), 879 nucleotides long. The record is from the annotation of a GenBank genome assembly. NCBI's taxonomy places the organism in Eukaryota, Viridiplantae, Streptophyta, Magnoliopsida, Rosales, Rosaceae.